AGGGAGAGGAGCUUCCCAAACAUGAGUUAUUUUACUACUACGAUCCCAUUUGACCAAACUGAUGAGUUCUUCCAAUGCCCUUCUUUUGAUUCCCACCAACAACAUCACCAAGUUGAUGACUAUGAUGAUAUCCUAUGCCAACUUUCUUCUCCUCCAGAUGGGAACUUCUUCAUGGGCGAGACGCUCGAUGAUCAUGACCGACAGGGUAAUAAAAUGUCUUCUGCGUUCGAUAAAUCCAUGGCUGGCGUAAAGCCUAAUGUCAACACCAACAAGAACAAGAAAGUCAUACACAGAGAUAUUGAGAGGCAAAGGAGGCAAGAAAUGGCUACCCUUUAUGGAUCUCUAAGGAAACAACUCCCAAUUGAAUUUCUUAAGGGAAAGAGAUCUAUUUCUGAUCACAUUCAUGAGACAGUCAACUUCAUAAGGCAUAUGCAGAACAAGAUCCAAGCGCUAAGUGACAAGAGAGAUGAGCUGAAGGGACUGUCUGAUUCGGGUGCUCCUACAGAUGCACCUGAAUGUUCAAGAAAUGCUUGCUCUCGGGAUGACACUGUGAUGGUCCAGCCUUGCAUGGCAGGAGUCGAAAUUCUCAUAAACACCGCCUCGCAACAAGGGCUCCCUCUAUCUAGAGCAUUUAAAGCAUUGUCCGAAGAAGGAGUAAAUGUGAUCAGCUGCAAUUCGAUGCAAGUGAGCGACAGGAUUCUUCACUCCAUCAAAGCCGAGGUAACCAAUGGAGGAAAUAGCAAUAUGUCUGAGCUGCAACAAAAAUUGAUGAAGUUAACAACUUGAUUGUUCUCAGAUUGGACAGGAAUCUUAGUUUUGUGAACCUUUCCUCUGGAUGACAUGAAUCUUAAGUAUGUCUUCAUAUCCUUCAAGUCCUUCUUCCAGGCAAUUUUGGCCAGGAAUUGGUAAUGUUGGCGACGGUGCUUUAUUAGAAUAUGUGAAUGUAAUAAAUUAAUUAUUGCACAUUCUUGGUGUACUCUAUUGAGAAACGAGUGACGUUGCUGUGCUGAGUUGUCUUUCGCGUA
Messenger RNA from Syzygium oleosum, 1025 nucleotides. Its product is annotated as transcription factor bHLH120-like. The record is from RefSeq and is a predicted model, not a curated record. The transcript has 3 exons. Gene Ontology annotation, biological process: regulation of transcription by RNA polymerase II. Gene Ontology annotation, molecular function: RNA polymerase II transcription regulatory region sequence-specific DNA binding; protein dimerization activity; DNA-binding transcription factor activity, RNA polymerase II-specific. Bases 22 to 786 code for a protein of 254 amino acids. Gene Ontology annotation, cellular component: RNA polymerase II transcription regulator complex. Lineage: Eukaryota; Viridiplantae; Streptophyta; Magnoliopsida; Myrtales; Myrtaceae.